Molecule: messenger RNA, 1247 nt
Organism: Pungitius pungitius (ninespine stickleback)
Lineage: Eukaryota; Metazoa; Chordata; Actinopteri; Perciformes; Gasterosteidae
Gene: pnpo
Product: pyridoxamine 5'-phosphate oxidase
Exons: 7
Coding region: 25-834 (269 amino acids)
Biological process (GO): pyridoxal 5'-phosphate biosynthetic process; pyridoxine biosynthetic process
Molecular function (GO): pyridoxamine phosphate oxidase activity; FMN binding
Source: RefSeq, a predicted model, not a curated record
GACGUCAACGACAGUUCGACGAGCAUGAGGCGCAUACUCAGUACGAGUUUAUUGGGGCUGACCAGAGUAUUUGGAAGAAAUCGGCCGUCUCGUGCCUCGUUUCCGGUCAAUUUCUGCAGGAAAUCGUCGACUGAGCGACCGACCAUGGACCUGAGUGACAUGCGGAAGAAAUACAAGGGAGAUGAGGAGUGCUUUGAGGAGAGCCAGCUCGUGUCUCUGGACCCCAUCAAACAGUUUGCCGACUGGUUCGAUCAGGCCACAAAGUGCCCCGAAAUCGGGGAGGCCAACGCCAUGUGCAUCGCCACGGCAACCAAAGACGGGCGGCCGUCAGCUCGCAUGGUCCUUCUCAAAGGUUACAGCCACGAGGGGUUUCGCUUCUUCACCAACUACCAGAGCAGAAAGGGCUCCGAGCUGGAGAGCAAUCCGUAUGCGUGUCUGGUCUUCUACUGGGAACCCCUCAACAGGCAGGUUCGCAUCGAGGGCACCGUGGAGCGAAUCCCCUCCCAGAGCUCCUGUGACUACUUCCGCUCCCGACCAAAGAGCAGCCAGAUCGGCGCCGUCGUGAGCCGCCAAAGCACUCCGGUCCCCGACAGAGACUAUCUGCGGCAGAAGAAUGCCGAGCUGGAGGAGAAGUACAAGGACACAGACGUGCCAAUGCCCGACUACUGGGGCGGCUACGUGGUCAAGCCUUCCGUGAUGGAGUUCUGGCAGGGUCAGACCAACCGGCUCCACGACCGCAUCGUCUUCAGCCGCCCGAGGGACGGAGCGCCUGAGCCGGGGGAGCUGCAGCGCGCCGCAGAGGGCGGCUGGGUGUACCAGCGUCUCUCCCCGUGAGGGGAGACCCCCGACAGGAGGAGGAGGAGGAAAGCUGCCGCUGUGUGUAGCAUCUACAUCUAUCACCUCGUCGUUUUUUGUUUUUUUUGUUCUCAACAAAUAUUUUGGUGGUUGCCACGGCAACAGAGGUGUUACGCAACCGCACGGUGAGCAAGCAGACGCCGCGCGGCCUGCUCCUCCUUUUGUCAUCGGUGAUCGGCGGCGUUCCCAACGUGUCUCUCUGCCGUCUUCACUUCUGCCACUGAGGCGACUUUCUGUCCAUUUCAUACGUCGCCGUAAUUGGCAACGCUUCGGUCGCGCUGCCGGUGGUUCGAGUUGGUUCAAGUGUCUCGUGUUGUUCGGCAAUGUUUGUUUUCGACUUAUUUACAAAAGUGGACUGGAGCCAGUAAUAAAGUUUGAUUUGUAACCGAGGA